Bradysia coprophila is the source of this 1130-nucleotide messenger RNA. Its product is annotated as ubiquitin carboxyl-terminal hydrolase 7-like. The record is from RefSeq and is a predicted model, not a curated record. Gene Ontology annotation, molecular function: protein binding. Lineage: Eukaryota; Metazoa; Arthropoda; Insecta; Diptera; Sciaridae.
GCUGUGCGAGUGACGUUUCCAGAUAAAUUCCAAAAACAUUUCCUUUUCAUCAAGAUCAGAUUUUGAUUUCAAAAUGACCAAUGUGACGACCACAAUUCAGCGGAUAAAUUUUCAUUUCAAGGUGACCAAUGUGAGCAAGCUGGAAGCAGCCUUUUCGCCAGAAAUGACCGUACAAGGAAUCCCGUGGAAAGUUCGAGUUUGUAAGAAAACAAAUGACAAAGUUAUGGGAUAAUUUGAUGGACAUUGGAAAGGGUUAUGUGAAGGACGAUGCAAUAGUACUGAAUGUCGAAAUCGAGGCAGCUGACCCAAACGAAAUAAACCAGACCCACAUGCUUUGUGCCAAUGUUGACAAAUGCUGCGAUGAACUCUGUUGGUCAACACACCGAUUAACCAUUGGAAACAUCAGUAAUUUGAUGGCCGUUCGAUCGCAACAGUUCCAAAUUCGAAACCUUCCAUUCCGAUUCAUUGUCUUGAAGGAUGGCAUGAAAAAUCUCGGCUUUGACCUGCAUUCCGAAUGGAAUUCGAAUGCCUCGUGUAAAAUUCAAAUGACUGUGAAACUGAUUUCGUCACGUGCCGACAAAAAGAUCGAACAGGUUCGGAACCGAACUAUUCCCUCGUUUGGGGUGCUCGGUGUCUCAAAUAUUAUAUCAUGGAAAGAACUGACGCUGCCACAAAAUGGAUUCAUCCAAAAUGACGUCAUUUUCAUCGAGGUUGAUAUCAAAGCCUCCCGACCAGACGGUUUCCAUCCAAACGAUGAGAGAAAUUCAACGCCCGACGUGAAGCGGGCAAAAAUGGAAUGUCCGAUCUGUUUUGAGAGUUUCCACCAAAAGAAAAUCUCAUUUGUUCCGUGCGGUCAUAUUUUUUGUACAGCCUGCAUCACCAAGGUCAUCGAAACAAACAACAAAUGUCCGACGUGCAGCAAGAUGGUCAAGCUGGACGAGGUGCGGUUGGCUUACUUGCCCAUCUCCGAGUGGGUCUAAUGCAACGAUAUCAACCUAAAUUCUUGCAGACAGAAUUCUCUAAGAUGCUCUUAGAGACUCAGCAAUAAAACAUUGAUUGAACUUGAAUUAACCAUUAGUAUAAGCAUAUAACUAACCUCAUCUACCAACGAAUUAAUUAGCUGUAAGUGC